Aspergillus homomorphus CBS 101889 is the source of this 1235-nucleotide messenger RNA. RefSeq lists its product as uncharacterized. The coding region runs from base 86 to 1021 and encodes 311 amino acids. The transcript has a single exon. Lineage: Eukaryota; Fungi; Ascomycota; Eurotiomycetes; Eurotiales; Aspergillaceae. The record is from RefSeq and is a predicted model, not a curated record.
CUUUCCUCAAUACUGUAUCUUUUUCUCUUCUUCUUGCCUUAGACAUUGUUCGAAGAAACCGCUUUCAUACCCACAGUGGCCGAAAAUGGCAAAGGGAAUUGUGGGUAACGGCACCAUUGGCGGCAAUGGAGGUAAUCACUUCUGGGAGACAAAGUAUGACAAAGGCGCCAUGGUGGAAGAGAUAAUUGUUUGGAAAGAAGGCAAUAUUUUGCGUGGAUUGAAGUUGAGCUGGACAGAUGGAUCAGACUCAACCAUGAUUGGCAAAAGCUCAGGAAGCUCCCAAAGCUUUACAUUUAAGGUCAAAGAGAAAUGCACUGAAAUGGUUCUUCGCGGCAAUGGCAUUGGUACCCGAUGUGGCCACAUUGAAUUCAAAACAGACCAGGGAAAUUCUUUUUCCUGGGGCGAUGGUGGCUCCGACAACUACUAUAUGGAUGUUGGAUCAGGAUUUCUCGUUGGGUUUCAAGGACGGGCAAAUCUCGACAUUGAUUCCCUAGGCCCGCUGUUUCUGAAGCCUCUGAAGUCGGUUCACUCAGAGGUCGAUUACGGCGACUUCCCAAAUGGAGCCCCUGACCCGACUCAUAUCACACUUGACACCCAAGACUUUGAUGGCAAUCAUGAAUACGAGUGGGAUUUUCACGGCAGCAAAACAAAGACUACCACAAGCACUUGGAGCCAGACUCUGGCCUCCAGCUUUGACCUCCAGGUUAAAGUCAAGGCAGGUGUACCAGAAUUGGCGGAAGUGGAAAGUACUAUCAAGUGGGGUUUAUCAGCCUCAAGCACCCAUUCGCAAGCGGAGCAGGACUCUAGUGAAAUUGGCUGGGACGUACAUAGUACAGUGAGCCCCGGCCAAACAGUCCAUUGUGAGGCAUACUGUUUCCAAGGUACCUCGGAUGUUGACUAUACCUCCACUGUUACCGUCACGUUCCAAAGUGGCGAGACCCUUCAAUUCAAAGAGUCGGGGACCUUCUCGGGAGUCACAUACUCGGAGGCUAAAACCACCGUCAACUAUACACCACCAUAGUCCACUCUGUUACAAGCUGCCUGCAUUAUCUCCAGUCUAUUGCUGUUCGUCGGUUCCCCUCCGCAACCUGAUACCUGAUCUGUGUACUCUUGGAAUACCUGGAAUUGGGUUUUCCCCUCAUCUUUUUUUAGAGGUUUUUCCCAAUGAUCUAAUGUGAAUGAACAGGUAUCAUACAGUGGCUCGCUAUAACCCUUAUGAUUAAGUAUUAUGUGAC